This is a messenger RNA of Crotalus tigris (Tiger rattlesnake), 4901 nucleotides long. RefSeq lists its product as uncharacterized. Gene Ontology annotation, molecular function: zinc ion binding; nucleic acid binding. NCBI's taxonomy places the organism in Eukaryota, Metazoa, Chordata, Lepidosauria, Squamata, Viperidae. The record is from RefSeq and is a predicted model, not a curated record. The transcript has a single exon. Bases 1 to 3243 code for a protein of 1080 amino acids.
AUGGCAGAGGGCACACAGGGGGUGCCCCUGGUCGAGGGGGAGGUGGUGGCUGCCGGCGCUGACGGAGUCGUGGAGGCCGUUCCGGUGCCGGAGCCGGCGGCCGAGCAGCCAGUGGUGCGGCCUAAAUUAUUGUUAGCUACAAACCCGGGACCUGGCGUGGAGGACCCCGGGGCCACUAAGCUUCAGGAGGAGUGGUGGCAAAGCCCGGUGCUGACCGGAGGACAGGCGGAUCAGCUUCCAACGCCCAGGCCGAAGCCCAUUCACUCGGGAUGGAGGGAGAGACGAGUCACCACGGAGGACGACGAGGACUGGAGCUAUUCCAUGGCUCCAGGCCAGGAAACAAUGGAUAUAUUGCGGCACAGGUUCGGCGAGGCGAGUUAUAGGGGCGCCUCUAAUGUUUGGCAGUCGGAGGAGGAUUCUGCGGGGCGCACUCCGUCAUCCCGGUUUCGCCUAAGCAGCCCGCGGUUGCGGUUGCCGCAUUCGGCUGGUGGGCCUGCCGUUACGGGUCUCCCUACGGGUAGCCCGCCAGGUCAGCCGCAGCCGGCCCGGCCGGUUGGUCCCGGAGGUGUGGUUGGGGGCCCUGAGCUGGCAGGGGGUGUAGGCCAGCGGGGACCUGUAACGGGAUACGCUACUAACGUGCCAGGCCAACCCUUGGGGCCAUGGGGUCCAGGGAAUCCGUGGGGGGCCCCUCCUAUACCUGUCACGUUUGACGGCAACCCGGAUCAACUGGCGAUGUUCUUGGGCCAGGUCAUAAGCCACCUGGAUCAGUUCGCACAAUUAUAUGCCUCCCAGUGGGCCAUGGUCGGCGCGGUCACCGCCGCUUUGCGUGGAGAGGCGGCAGCAUGGGCGGCCGACCUAUAUAGCGACCAUGCCCGCGAGUUGGGGAGCGCGGGGCUGUUCUUGGACGCUUUGCACGGGAGGUUCGAAGACCCCACUCGCGCACAGAGAGCCGAGGCCGAACUUCUAGCGCUGCAGCAAGGGAAGCGCCCGGCCAUUGAAUAUGUACGAGAUUUCCGGAGGAUGGCCGGCCGUUUGCAUUCUUCAUGGCCGGAGCGACUGCUGGUGCAUCAUUUUAGAGCCGGCCUAGACCAUGAUCUACGGCAGGCCUGCGUAUACCGGGGAGUGCCCAACAGACUUCGAGAUUGGUUCAAGGUGGUGGUCGAGCUUGAGACGGGCCUUAAAGAGGUGCAUCGCGGAGGCGGGGACAUUCUGCGGCCACGGCGUUUCGGGGAUAGGCCUCGUGAGGAAAGUCAGGCCCAGCCACGAGCAACACCCAAGUCAUCGGGGACACCGGGAGAGGCUGUUUUCCGCUGUUUCCGCUGUAACCAACCGGGCCAUCGAGCAGCCGAUUGCCCGGCCCCUAGCCCCCGUAAGGCCGUAACAGUUAGUAAAGUAACGCCCAUGAAGAACACCGCUGAGGGUUCGAGAGCUGCCACCCAGCAACCAACCCCGGCAGCGAGAAGAGGGUCCCCAGCAACUCCAGAGGCCAUGGCAGUCGCGCGCGACCAGAUGGAGGGCGGCGAGGACAGUCCCGACGAUGGGUCCACUGAUCCAAUGGUGAGUGAACCCAUUAGGCCUUUUGUUUUACCUAUAGUCCUAACGAGUCCGGCAACGGGCGUACGAAGGGCAUGUCAGGCUUUGAUAGACACCGGGUGCACACGAUGCCUGAUUAGUAGGAAAGUAGCGGUGGAGAGCGGAUUCCGGAUAUAUAAAUUAACACAACCCAUCAGGUUCGAGCAGGUGGAUGGGUCAUUGUUGGGAGGGGUUCCAGCGACUCAUGUUACCGAACGAGUACGCAUGGACCUGGGAGAGCAUUGGGAAGUAUUACGCUUCAUCGUAGUGCCCAUUAUGACAGAGGCUGUUAUACUGGGUCUAGCUUGGUUAGAUAAAUGGACUCCUACUAUAUGGUGGGGAGGGGGUUACCGUCACGUACGUCUUGGGGUAGGCCCAAUGCCAGUGGGUGGCGAUGCUGAAGAGAAGGCCCCUGAUGUCCCAGGAACAACAGCGCAGCUCCAGGAGAGGAAGGGGGAACUGCCAUACCCCGAGGAGUAUAGGGACUUAGCGGCCGUAUUCAGCGAGGAGGAUUGCAACCAACUGCCUCCUCACCGAUCGACAGAUUGCGCUAUUGAGCUACUGCCGGGGGUGAAACUCCCAAAACCCCGGAUGUACGCUAUGACACCAACGGAAGUGCAGGAACUCCGUAGAUACAUCGAUCAGAAUUUAGCACGGGGGUUCAUCCAACCGGCCCGUUCGCGGAUAGCGGCACCCGUACUUUUUAAGGAAAAGAAAGAUGGAUCAUUACGCUUAUGUGUCGAUUUCCGGGGGUUGAAUGCAGUAUGCGUUGAGCACUUAUACCCCCUACCCCUUAUGAAGGAUUUAUUGGCACAUUUAGGGACAGGUCGCAUAUUUACUAAGUUGGACCUACGAGAGGCGUAUUAUAGAGUACGAAUUAAGGCUGGCGACGAGUGGAAAACGGCAUUUAAUUGCCCGUUAGGUAGUUUCCAGUUUCGUGUCAUGCCGUUUGGAUUACAAGGGGCCCCUGCGGUGUUCAUGCAGUUAAUCAAUCAGGUGUUGCAUGAACAUCUAUAUCGCGGGGUCCUUGUAUAUCUAGAUGACAUCUUAAUUUACACCACAACGAAGGACGAACAUAUUAAUCUUGUGAGGCAAGUACUGCAGAAGCUUCUCGAUGCCCAGCUUUACGUGAAAUUAUCUAAAUGCGAGUUUCACCAAGAAAGACUAGAUUAUCUGGGGUAUCGUAUCUCAAGGCACGGGGUGGAAAUGGAUCCGAGCAAGGUGCAAGCAGUACUGGACUGGCAAGCCCCCAAAACUAGGCGCCAACUACAAAGCUUCCUCGGAUUUGCGAAUUUUUACCGCCAGUUCAUCCCAUCAUUUGCCACCGUAGUUCAGCCUCUCACAGAGCUUUUAAGGACGAAACAUUUGCAGGGGAAUCCUCGUCCAAGCCAACAGUUGGAAUGGACCAUGAACUGCCAAAAGGCGUUCGAGUUAUUGAAAGCAUUAUUCGCUAAAGAGCCGGUGUUACGCCACCCCGACCCAAGCGUCCCAUUUGUGGUCCAAGUGGACGCUAGCGAUGUGGCGGUGGGGGCAGUGCUGCUACAGGAGAACAAUAGCGGGGCGUUGCAGCCAUGCGCGUAUACUUCACGAAAAUUCACAACGGCUGAACGUAGUUGGGCCGUCUGGGAGAAGGAGGCCUUUGCGGUCCGAUGGGCCUUAGCGACCUGGUGACAUUUUUUAGAAGGGGCCGAGUUGCCUUUUGAGGUGUGGACGGACCACAAGAAUCUGGAGGCACUACAAACCCCAAGACGAUUGGCUCCCAAACAUGUCCGGUGGGCCCAAUACUUUAGCCGGUUUAAGUUCGUGCUGAGGUAUGUACCGGGAGGGAAAAACUUUCUGGCCGACGCAUUGUCGCGAAUGCCACAAUAUCAUAGUAGACGGGAGGAAGUCAUACAGGCGGUAAUACCCCUUUCUCAGCAUGAGAUAGCUAGAAGUGCAAUUCAUAACUCUCAAGGAAGCGAGUUGCAGGCCAUCAGGACGGCCCUCUUGACGGAUAAGUGGGCAAACGAGCAUUCAGGGUGGUUGACCAACCGAGACGGCGUGGCGUGGAAAGGCGACAAGAUGUAUGUGCCCGAAAGCCUACGUACAUCCGUUCUUCGGAGGUGUCAUGAUGCCAAGCAGGCGGGUCAUUUUGGGUUUUUAAAGACCUUGCAUUUACUGCGGCGGCAGUUUUGGUGGCCCAGAUUGAAAGUAGAUGUUGAACAAUAUGUACGAGGGUGUCAUGUGUGCGCCAGUGCGAAACCCAGGGUAGGAAAGCCCAUGGGACUGUUACAGGCAGUGUCCAAUCCAUCUCGGCCCUGGGAAGAGAUCGCCAUGGAUUUCAUAGUAGAGCUACCCGAAAACCGAGGUUACAAUGUAAUCUGGACAGUGAUAGAUCUGUUCUCCAAGCAGGCGCACUUUAUUCCAUGCAAAGGGCUGCCAUCAGCAAGGCGUUUAUCACGGCUCUUUAUUCAACAUAUCUAUCGGCUCCAUGGUACAUCCAAGAGAAUUAUAUCAGACAGAGGGGUGCAGUUUACUGCACGAUUUUGGAGGGAGUUUGUUCAUUUACUAGGGUCAACUCAGGCGUUAAGCUCAGCGUACCAUCCAAGUACCAACGGGGCGGCUGAGAGAGCGAAUGCUAUGGUGGAAAGAUACCUUCGGAGUUAUGUGUCAUUUCAGCAAACGGACUGGGUGGAUCUCCUACCGUUUGCUGAGGUGGCAUAUAACAACACCGUACACAGCAGUACCGGGUACACCCCGUUCAAAGUCGUAUUUGGUGUAGAUUUUAACCCUAUUCCCGAAUGGUCACCAGAGGUGGGUAGGGGACAAACCCCUCAAACAUGGUACUCCCGAGUCACGGAGCUCUGGGAGCAGGUGAAGGUAGCGCGGCGGAAGGCCGAGGCAGCUGUGAAGAUCCAAGCGGACAAGAAAAGGGCAGAGCAUAAACCAUUCAAGGUGGGAGACUGGAUGUAUUUGGCUACCAAAUACUUGCGGUUACAAGUACCGUGCAAAAAACUGGGUCCGAAGUAUGUGGGCCCAUUCCAGGUAACCAAGGUGAUCAACCCAGUUACAGUCGAAUUACGGUUGCCCGCCUCCUUAGGAAGGGUCCACCCAGUGUUCCACAGUAGCCUCCUCAAACCGGCACAUAGAAGUCCCUACACCGAUGGGGUACCGGGGCCAAUCUCGGGGUCCCAUUACGAGGUACAGGAGGUCCUGGACUCCCGAAGGCGGUACGGUAAAAUCCAAUACCUUCUACGGUGGAAGGGAUACCCGCUCUCCGAUGCUACCUGGGUAGAGGAGGGGGAUAUAAAUGCACCCAAACUAAUCAGGGCUUUCCACCGUAAGUGUCC